This is a messenger RNA of Cylicocyclus nassatus, 363 nucleotides long. NCBI's taxonomy places the organism in Eukaryota, Metazoa, Nematoda, Chromadorea, Rhabditida, Strongylidae. The record is from the annotation of a GenBank genome assembly.
AACACUUGUACAGCAAAAUGCAAAUUUUUCAGCAGCAGAAGCAAAGAGGCUAGACAUUUGCUUCAUUCACAUCUCUGAGACGAUGGGAAAAGCUGUAGUGCUUCUCAUUAUGAUCGCCUUUAUUCAAGCGAAACUCUACAAACCAAAACCACGUGAUCUCUACGAUCCAAUACCAGAUAAGGAGAAGAACGUGAGAGACUUUAUCGACGAAUGCCCGGCUUUGUGCAGAAUGAUAAUGAUGACCGACGAAUUCUAUAAAGCUAAGUGCGGUAAAUGUUUGGAGGGAAAGUCAAGAUUUUAUCCAGUGUUUAAAAUGAAGACGACUUUAGAUCCUAAGUGAAGAAUAAAUAAUUUCUUGACAAA